AUGCGCCGCCGCUCCAUCCUUCCCCUCCUCCUCGCGCCGCCCCUCUUUCUACCGUCACCACCCCCCAUCGGCGCCCUCCGCAGCCUAGCUGAGCCCCUUCGCCCGUGGACGUGUUCCGGCGUCAUCCCGCUACAGGUUGUCGUACCUCUGGAGGGCAUCUACAACACUGAGAUAACAAGGUGCAGAGGAUAUGAAUGGUUAUGGCUUGUGUCUUGUGGGGUCAGCCGGGGAGGCGACGGCGGCGGGGAGCAGCGGCACAUCGGCGGACAGCAACACAUGUGUAGCACACAGCGGCAGCGGCUGCACGGCCACGACGGACAAGCAACAACGCGAAGCAGGGGCAGGUGGUGUCAAGUUUUGAAACUGGGCUUUGAUGAGAAGUUCAUUCGUAUAUGGGAAUUCUAUCUUGUAUACUCUGCCUCUGGUUUGAAGUCAUGA
This is a messenger RNA of Triticum turgidum subsp. durum (durum wheat), 438 nucleotides long. The record is from the annotation of a GenBank genome assembly. NCBI's taxonomy places the organism in Eukaryota, Viridiplantae, Streptophyta, Magnoliopsida, Poales, Poaceae.